GGCUCAGACCCCCUCUGCGUGUCCCGCGCGCGUGGCGUUGGCGUCGUGUUGGUGCCUGGGAGGCUGAGCUGCACAGCCAAUUGACGGCGGCGCGAUCCCAGCGUUGACCAGGCCGACCGAAUACGUCCAGGAACGACCCCUGUAUGCGGUGCGACGUGCGUACCGUGAUUUCUAUAUCCGCGCGUGAGCGUAGAGGCACCUUGGCUGCAGACUCAGAGGCGAUGAUGAGCUCUGGCUUUGGCAUUUUGCUGCGCCUAGAGCUCAGACGAACAACGCAUCUACACAGUCGCAGCGGUGCCCCAAGAAUCUAAGAAAAAGGCAAGACGCGAAACGGCUGCGCCGCGGAGAGUAACCACUCUCAGACACACUGCAGCAAACCUGCAGCAAACGCGCCGCAAGAGGUGAAGCACCAUGGGCGGCGGACGCAAAAAGAAGUUCAUCGACAAGAAGGCCGCGACGACGUACAACGUCGUGCACCGCAGCCAGCAGGACGGCGCGUUCGGCCUCGAGGACCGGCCGUCGGAGCGCGUGCUGCUCGCGCAGGCGCCCGUCAACGCCGCGCGGCGCGCGCGCGUCACGCGGGCGGGCUUCGCCGACGACGGCUACGACUACGAGCGCCACCUCCGCGCCGGCGGCGGCGGCGUCUUCGUAGGCGCCGACGGCAGCGUCUCGAAGGCGGCGGCGCUGCCGCCGGAGGCGCUGCCGGGCGAGCAGGAGCUCGAACGCGCCGUCGAGGCCGUGACGCUCGACGACCGGCUCAUGGACGCGGACGUGCGCGACGCGCUCUUCGACGACGCGGCCUUCGAGGACUGCGAGGAGCUCCUCGACGACUUUGUCAUGGACGCGUCGCGGCCGGCGGCCGACGAGCCGGCGGAGUUUGACUUCGACGCGCACGUCGCGCGGCUCAUCGCCGCGGCCGAGGGCGGCGAGGACGACGACGAGGACAACGCCUCCUUCGACGCGGCGCCGCCGCGCGCCCACGCCGCCGACGACGCGGCCUUCGACGCGGCGCUCGCGGACUGGUCGUCGGACGACGACGACGACGACGAGGAGGAAGAGGACGACCUCGACGCGGGCCGCAUCCGGCUCGACGACGGCGCGGUGCUCGGCGCGAUGUUGGAUGAGGCCAUCGGGGACCAGGCGCCGCCGAGCGACGCGACGUUCCUCGACCCGCCGCCGCGCGAUAGGAGUCGAGCGGUCGACGACGCGGUCUCGGACGACGAGCCGGGCGCCGCGGACCGGGCGCUGGACGCGUUCUACGCCGAGCAGGACGCCGCGGACCGCGCGCGCGAGGCGCGCUUCGACUGCGAGACCGUGCUCACGACGCUCAGCACGCUCGACAACCGGCCGAGCGUCAUCGGCGCCGCGCCGCCGCCGCGCGCGCCGCCGCCGUCGCGCGCGGCGCUCCGCGCGGAGCGGCUCCGCGCCGUCGCGGACCGCGACGCCGACGCGGCGUCGACGGCGUCGCGCGCGACCAUGGUCUCGCGGCGCGGCGAGUCCGCCGCCGACAAGAAAGCGCGCAAGGCCGAGACCAAGGCCGCGAACGCGGCGCGGCGCGCGGCCAAGAAGGAGACGAAGCUCGCCUGGAAGAGCGCCGCGGCCGAGGCGCCCGUGCGGCACGCGGCCGCGCCGAGCGUGUUCUCGCUGUAGUAAGGGACGGGUC
Molecule: messenger RNA, 1663 nt
Organism: Pelagomonas calceolata
Lineage: Eukaryota; Pelagophyceae; Pelagomonadales; Pelagomonadaceae
Source: the annotation of a GenBank genome assembly